Nicotiana attenuata is the source of this 1494-nucleotide messenger RNA. RefSeq names its product patatin-like protein 2. The record is from RefSeq and is a predicted model, not a curated record. The coding region runs from base 101 to 1312 and encodes 403 amino acids. The transcript is spliced from 7 exons. Gene Ontology annotation, molecular function: glycerophospholipase activity; monoacylglycerol lipase activity. Gene Ontology annotation, biological process: lipid metabolic process. NCBI's taxonomy places the organism in Eukaryota, Viridiplantae, Streptophyta, Magnoliopsida, Solanales, Solanaceae.
UCUAGCAUUACGGUAUAUUGUAUUUCAGGAAGAUUUCACAUAAUUACUCAAAGACUUUUAAGUCAAUAUCCCUUCACCUAAAUAGUUAAGCACAUAGGCUAUGGAGGGACUCACCCGCAAGAACAAAAACCACCCGAGUACGGCGUGUUAUGGAGAAAGAAUUACAGUGUUGAGCAUUGAUGGAGGAGGAGUUAGGGGAAUCAUUCCAGGAACCAUAUUAAGUUUUCUUGAAUCAAAGUUACAAGAGUUGGACGGACCAGAAGCUCGACUUGCAGAUUACUUCGAUACGAUAGCAGGGACUAGUACGGGAGGCCUAAUGGCGACCAUGUUAACGGCACCGGACCAACAUGGCCGUCCUCUUUAUGCUGCAAAGGAUCUUGUUCCAUUUUAUCUUGAACACAGUCCCAAGAUCUUCCCCCAGCGCAAUGAAGUACUAUCGCUACUAAUGAUGCUGUGUGGUCCAAAAUAUGACGGCAAGUAUCUAAGGAAUCUGAUCCGAGGGAUCUGUGGGAACCGAACAUUCCAUCAAACUAUAACACAUUUGCUUAUUCCCACUUAUGACAUCAAGACACUUCAGCCCCAAGUUUUCUCUACAUAUGAGGCAGAGUUGGAUCCUGGAAUGGAUGUUUUACUAUCAGAUAUCUGCAUCAGUACUUCGUCAGCUCCAGUUUAUUUUCCUGCUUACUUCUUCAAAACAAAAGAUUGUGAUGGAAAUGAUAGAGAAUUUAACCUUAUCGACGGAGGCAUUGCGACCAAUAACCCUGCACUGCUAGCGAUGAGGCCAACUGGAGCCAAUGCAAAACUACUGCCAGCAAAUGUCCUGGAUUAUGGCAAGUAUCUAGUUCUAUCUGUAGGAACAGGUACAUCGAAGUCACAAAGGAAGUACAGUGCAAUCAGAGCAGCUAAAUGGGGACUCAUUAGUUGGCUUUGUAAAGAUGGAAACUGCCCUUUGGUGGAUGCGUUUACUUUUGCCAACGCUGAUAUGGCUGACCUUCAUUUGUCCUUGCUUUUUAGCACUGCUGGCCAUAUUAAAAAUUACCUUCGUAUUCAGGAUGAUAAUUUAAGCGGAGAAGCAUCAUCAACUGAUAAAGCAACGAAGGAGUGUAUGGAGGAGCUAGUGAAGAUUGGUAAAGACAUCUUGCAGAAGCCUAUUUCAAGGAUGAAUCUCGAAAGCUGCAAAAAUGAAGCUGUUGAAAAUGAAGGAACAAAUGAACAAGCUCUUAUCAGAUUUGCAAAGGUGCUUUCAGAGGAGAAGAGACUUCGCACUAAAAGGAUGAAGGAGAAGGUGGACUUUUCUAAUGGAGAUGCAUGAACAAGUAUAGAAUAAGCAAAUAUAAAUUGUCGUCCUUCUAAGAGAUGAUUAAUUUCUCGUUUAAUGUAUAACUAGUAUUAGUACCGUGCAGAUGCGCGGACACUAAUCAUGUCAAAUAUUUAAGUUGUUUGGAUUGUAUUUAAAUUGUUUGACCAAAAGUUAUCGAGAUCUUUCUGGUUAAA